CGAAAGACCCCAAAGGGCCAAGAUGGCUGCGCCCGGCACAAACACCGGGGAGUUUGAAAGCUGGCUAAAUGAUCGGCUAGACUCGUUAGAAGUUGACCGAGAGAUCUACGGGGCGUACAUUUUAGGGGUCCUGCAAGAAGAGGAGAAUGACGAGGAGAAAGAGGAUGCGCUUCAAGGGAUUUUAUCCGCAUUUCUGGGUGAGGACACCAUGGAAGAUGUCUGCAAACAGAUCAUCAAGCAGUGGGAAGAGUGUUGCAGCCGAUCAGCAGCCAGAAGGGAUGCUGAUGAUGCCGAGGUCCAGGCCAUCGCCAGUAUGAUAGAAAAACAAGCCCAGAUUGUGGUGAAACAAAGGGAGGUUUCCGAGGAGUCGAAGAAAAGGAAAGAAGCCCUCCUUGCUCAGUACGCUAACGUAACAGAUGAAGAGGAUGAAGCUGAGGAAGAGGAGCCAGCAAGUGGAAAUAACCUCCUGGGAAAUGAUAAAUCCCUGUUUAAGAACACCAACGUGGAGGAGGUGCUGAACAGACAAAAACAAAAGCGGGAACAGGCUCGCGAGGACGCCCAGAAGAAGAAGGAAUUGGACAAGAUGCAGCGGGAGAAGGACAAACUAGCCAAACAAGACAGAAAAGAGAAAGAGAAGAAGCGUACACAGAAAGGCGAACGCAAAAGAUAAAACCAAGAGAAAGGACACUUUGUAUAUGAAAAGGUUUUGUUACAAGACAAAAUUAAAAAAAAGUCAUCGCCUCUUUUUAGCAAACCUUCAUUGUCACCUUCAGUAUACGAACAUGAAUUCCUCAGACCCUCCUUGUUAAUUUUCUGCAUCUCUUACAGUGUAAAGGACAAUGUACUGGAUGUUGUACAGGUCUGAAACACUUUUUUUUUUCUUCCUUUUUUUGAAUAGUGAUAUGGGCAGAUACAGAACGAUGUGGUCUAGGAAUAAAGCUGCGAAUCUUUAUAUGAUGAUGAUUGCAAUGAGUCAGUCUUACGCUAAUGAAAAAAAGAAAUUGCUUAUUUAAGCUUCUGCCAAUGUGACGCCGAUCCAGCGAGAGUGAAACGUGCUUCGGCUAAGUUUUGACACAGUUAUCCCUAAAAUGAUCAAAGAAUUCACCUGAAACAGAAAUUGGAUUGACUAUGGAAAAUAUGGGGGAACAACUCAGUCCAGAGUUUCCACUGUUAACCCCUGUGCCAAUAUCUAGCAAACACGUUUCAUUUCUACACCAGUAAAAGUAUAAGUAAAGGCGGUUUUCAUGUCAAACAUUUUUACUUUCAUUUCAGAGCUUUAGGUUUUAGUUUUACUGUCUAUGCAUUUGUCUGAGAGUACGAACAAAGGUCCGGUUGCUAAAUUAUAUCUCAAAUAUAUAAUGUACCAUGAUUUGAAUGUUCAUCAUGUGGUUUGUCAUCUUUUUAAAGUAAUAAAAAAACAUUU
Molecule: messenger RNA, 1423 nt
Organism: Toxotes jaculatrix (banded archerfish)
Lineage: Eukaryota; Metazoa; Chordata; Actinopteri; Toxotidae
Gene: ccdc43
Product: coiled-coil domain containing 43
Exons: 5
Coding region: 23-670 (215 amino acids)
Source: RefSeq, a predicted model, not a curated record